GACCAUCUAGCAAAUAGGCGGCGUUCGCACGGAAGUGAAAGGUGAGGAUAACCAAGUUAUCACAAGGGUUUGCUUGCAGGAUGGGUGAUGAUAAAAUGAUACAGAAGUUUCAGCUCGUUGGUCUAAGUGAGAAAAAGGCGCAGGAGACUCUCAAGAAUGAACUGGUAUCGGGGAACCUUUCUAAGGUGAUCGACGAGGCGCUUCGACACUCGCCAUCUGGAUUAUCCAAAACAGUUGGAAAUCUGCUCUAUGGCUGUGCAACGAAAGUGAAAAAGCAAAUCCUGGACCACUUGCCUCUGCUUGCUGAGUACAUAGCAAAAGAGAAGAUCGACACUGAUGCCCGUCUGAGUGCAGCUUUGGAGUAUUUGUUAUCAAGCCCAAGUGCUCCAGUCAAUCUUAAAGCUUUUGAAAGUGCUUGUGGGGUUGGAGUCAUUGUAACACCUCAGCAGAUAUCUGCCUCUGUUACCAAGCUUUUAAAACAUCACAAAAAGGAACUGCUAGAAAAGAGGUACCAGUUCAGCAUUGGCAUCAUCCUGGGAAGCUUGCGGAAAGAGCUGCCAUGGGCAGAUGGUAGGCUGGUGAAGACGGAAGUGGAUGCACAGAUCUUGUCAAUGCUUGGGCCAAGAACCGAAGAAGAUAGUGCACCAGCAUCAAAAAAGAAAACAAAGAAGGAAAAGACUGAGACAUCAAAUAAUGGUACUGGUGCUGGUGGGGACAUAGAAUCCUCAGAUGGUGCAGCAACAAUCACUGAGUUGAUGAAAAAAGUCAGCUUUCACAAACCUGGUGAGAACUAUAAAACUGAUGGGUAUGUUAUCACCAACAACACAAUGAAGCACAUGGAAAAACACCUGGCUUUAACCAAAGGUCAGGUGAGAACAAGAUUUCCUCCAGAGCCCAAUGGCAUCCUUCACAUUGGCCAUGCAAAAGCCAUCAACAUCAACUUUGGUUAUGCUGCAGCCCAUGAUGGCAUCUGCUUUCUCCGAUAUGAUGACACAAACCCUGAGAAGGAGGAGGAAAAGUUCUUUGUUGGUAUCCUGGACAUGGUGCAGUGGCUUGGCUACAAGCCACACGACAUCACCCAUUCAUCUGACUACUUCGAUCAGCUGUAUGAGUGGGCGCGAGAGCUGAUCACGAAGGGCCUGGCCUACGUCUGCCACCAGACCGCGGAAGAGGUGAAGGGCAUCAACUCGCCGGCCUCGCCCUGGCGCGAUCGCCCGGCCGCAGAGAGCCUCCAGCUGUUCCAGGACAUGAAGAACGGCAAGAUCGAGGAGGGCGCCGCCACGCUGCGGCUCAAGGUCACGCUUGAGGAGGGCAAGCAGGAUCCGGUGGCCUACCGGAUCAAGUUCGUGCCGCACCACCGCACCGGCGACCGCUGGUGCAUCUACCCCACCUACGACUACACGCACUGUCUGUGCGAUUCGCUGGAGAACAUCACACACUCGCUGUGCACCAAAGAGUUCCAGGCGCGCCGCUCCUCCUACUACUGGCUCUGUAACGCCGUCGACACGUACUGCCCCGUCCAGUGGGAGUACGGCCGGCUCAACGUCGGCUACACGGUGGUGUCGAAGCGCAAGAUCGGCCGCCUGAUCUCGGAGGGCCUGGUGGCCGACUGGGACGACCCGCGCCUGUUCACGCUGACGGCGCUGCGGCGGCGCGGCUUCCCGGCGCAGGCCAUUAAUAACUUCUGCGCGCGGCUCGGCCUGACCGGCGCCCAGAUCGUCAUCGAGCCCGAGAUGCUCGAGUCGGAGGUGCGCGACGCGCUCAACGCCAGCGCGCCGCGCGCCAUGGCCGUGAUCGAGCCGCUGAAGGUGACGAUCGAGAACCUGCCGGCGGCGGCGGCCGGGCCGCUCCAGGUGCCCGACUUCCCCAACGAGCCGCAGCGCGGCGCCCACCAGGUCACGCUCGGCGCCGAGAUCUUCAUCGAGCGCUCCGACUACCGGGCCGCCGACGAGAAGGGCUACCGCCGGCUGACGCCCGGCCAGCCGGUCGGCCUGCGCCACGCCGGCUUCGUGGUGCGCCUGGAGCGCGAGGUGCGCGACGCGGCCGGCGCGCUGACCGAGCUGCGCGUCACCUGCCAGCCGGUCAGCGCCGCCGAAAAGCCCAAGGCGUUCAUCCACUGGGUGUCGAGCCCGCGCCCGUGCGAGGUGCGCCUCUACGAGCGCCUGUUCCGGCACAAGAACCCGGAGGACGCGGCCGAGGUGCCCGGCGGCUUCCUGUCCGACGUCAACCCGGACUCGCGCACCGUGUGCACGGCGCUGCUCGACGGCCGGUUCCGCGCCAACGUCUACGACCGGUUCCAGUUCGAGCGCGUCGGCUUCUUCUCCGUGGAUCCGGACUCCACCGAUGAGCGGCUGGUGUUCAACCGGACCGUGACGCUCAAGGAGGACACUGGGAAGAACUGACCGCCGGGGGGCACGAGGCCCGCUGCGAAUGCUUCGCUUUGUUUGUUACGGCCGCUUGGUCCUGUCUUGGAACAAUACAAGGCGAGUUGGUUCGGU
Molecule: messenger RNA, 2498 nt
Organism: Pollicipes pollicipes
Lineage: Eukaryota; Metazoa; Arthropoda; Thecostraca; Pollicipedomorpha; Pollicipedidae
Gene: GlnRS
Product: Glutaminyl-tRNA synthetase
Biological process (GO): glutaminyl-tRNA aminoacylation; translation
Cellular component (GO): cytosol; cytoplasm; aminoacyl-tRNA synthetase multienzyme complex
Molecular function (GO): ATP binding; glutamine-tRNA ligase activity
Source: RefSeq, a predicted model, not a curated record